Bactrocera dorsalis (oriental fruit fly) is the source of this 963-nucleotide messenger RNA. RefSeq names its product piggyBac transposable element-derived protein 3-like. Gene Ontology annotation, molecular function: sequence-specific DNA binding. The transcript has 3 exons. Bases 1 to 963 code for a protein of 320 amino acids. The record is from RefSeq and is a predicted model, not a curated record. Lineage: Eukaryota; Metazoa; Arthropoda; Insecta; Diptera; Tephritidae.
AUGGUAUAUCUAACGUUGCAAGAAGCUUUGGAUUUUUUAGAGGAAUUGUGUUCUGAUGAUGAAAACGAUGUUUCUACUAAUAUCCAGGCACUGUACAUCGAGCCACCUUAUCAGGAUGGGGAUGUAAGUGGGGAAGAUGAUGGCGAGGAUGAAGGUGGAGUUCCGGACAAUGUAUGCCCAGCACAAUUUAAAGCCGGAUGUGAAAUGGUAUUUGAAAAUAGUACGCGAAUGAAAACCACCGAUUGUAAUAUAGAGGAUGUCGAUGACGAGGAACCUUAUGACGAUACUUUAGACGAUUGUUUGCCCAGCUCGUCCAAGGUUUGUCGCCCAAUUCAAUCAAAUACUGGAGUACCACUUCCACCAGCUAACAAAGACAGCAAAUAUACUUGGCAAACCGCUAAUUCAUUACCAGUCCUUCCCAAAUUUCCUGAAACAAAUUCCGAAGAUUGUCGGCAUCUUAGACCUCAUCAACUUUUUGAGAAAUUUUUCAGUGAUGACUUGCUUGAACAUAUAUGCAAAUGUUCGAAUAUAGUUUUGAUAGUAACUGGCUACACUUCUACAGGAGCCUUUCGAGACAUGUGGAGCUGCGAUGAUGACGUUCAAAACGUUAUGGUCUUCAAUGCUAUGCGAAGAAACCGCUUUGAGGAAAUCAAAUAUAUGCUGCACUUCGAGUCCGCAUUGCACGAACCGUCUGCUAGUUCUGAUAGGUUUGACACUCUUUGGAAACUACGCCCAGUGGGCGGUCAUAUAAAGGCCAAAAUGACUGAAAACUUUCACCCAGAACAAAAUCUCUCAUAUGACGAAAGUGUGAUUGCAUAUUUCGGUCGCUAUGGAUGUAAACAGUUCAUAAAAGAAAGACACAAUAAAACGAAUUACCAGAGCAAACGGACAUACGCCGCCAAAACACAGCAGGAGUAUCAACAACAACAACAGCAGCAGUAUCAGCAGCUACAACAUCAGUAG